AUGGCCCUGAACUCGGGGCAGCCGGUGGUCCGCUACAAUGUGAAUGGGUGCGAGUUUGAGGUGGAUGUGGCAAAUAUGGUGCAGACCAACCUGGAAACCGGUGAGCGCUGGAUGAUUGCAGUCGAGGAGACACAGACAGAGCAGAAGGGUGCUACCGACCAGGCUUCCACGGCCGCUCCUGACAAGACAGAGACUGCGGCCACAGAGGCCACGGAAGUUCCUCCCGAAGAGACUGCCUUUGCUGCUGGUGCCUCGGAGCCGCGGCAAGUGCCCACAGCCACUGGUAGGCCGAAAGCCUUCAUCUACAAGGCGAUACCUGAUCCAAGCAGGCCUCCGCCGAAGCAGAAGAAAUGGAGUCUAGCACCUGGAGGUCAAGGCUCGGCAGCCGCGCCGUCGCGACCGGCUCGACGCACGAGGCCAUCGGCCUCGCUUAGCGCCCAAGGGUGCAAAGGCAUCAGCGAAGCCCAAGUCUGGGCCAAACGGGAACAUCGGAGAGGAGCUCUCCUUACCCAAGAACGUGGAAUGGCCCAAGGGCGACAAAGCACGCCGGGUGGCAGAGACCGUCUACAAGGACAUGCAGAAGUCAAGAGAGAAGCCGCUGGCGCAUCGCCGGCGAGCUUAUAUGGCUGCUUGCCUCAGCUGGCAUCCGGACAAGAACUUGAAGCACCAGGAGGUGGCGACGCAAGUGUUCCAGUUCCUUCAAGCUGUGAAAGAUUGGUACUUUGA
This is a messenger RNA of Durusdinium trenchii, 726 nucleotides long. Lineage: Eukaryota; Dinophyceae; Suessiales; Symbiodiniaceae. The record is from the annotation of a GenBank genome assembly.